Messenger RNA from Cylicocyclus nassatus, 1122 nucleotides. Lineage: Eukaryota; Metazoa; Nematoda; Chromadorea; Rhabditida; Strongylidae. The record is from the annotation of a GenBank genome assembly.
AUGGCGAAGCGUGAGCUGGAGCAGCCGAGCUGUUCGAGCGCCUCCACGGCCGGACGCAGCGCCUCAGGCGCUACGAGCGCCAAACGCGCUCGAUUCUCUAUCGACACUCUACUCGAUGCACGGCCGAGUUCUCCGGAAAGCUCAGACGUCACCCCGUGCCCGUUACCACCACUCGAGUUUGCCGCCGUUGCUGCGAGCAAGGUGAGCACGACGGUGAACGUUGUCAGAGAAGCGUCUAAAGCGCCGCAGAAUCAGCUGAAAGGCGACCCUCUGGACGGAAUCGAAUGUCGUCUGGAAGGAGCUGAACUAUGGGAGAAAUUCUAUGAACUCGGCACUGAGAUGAUCAUCACCAAAAGUGGACGGCGGAUGUUCCCUACCGUAAAAGUGUCCAUAUCAAACAUAGACGUCGAUGGUCUCUACUACAUAUUUCUAGACGUCAUUCCAGUUGAUAAUAAAAGAUAUCGCUACAUUUACAACAAAUCAGCAUGGUUAACGGCUGGAAAAGCCGAACCAGCACCAAAAAAUCGUUUAUACUUGCAUCCGGAUUCACCAUAUACGGGUGAACAGUUAUUGAAACAAGUGGUAUCCUUCGAAAAGGCAAAACUUACCAAUAAUGAGAUAGACAAAGCUGGCCAUUUAAUUCUAAACUCUAUGCACAAAUAUCAGCCCAGGAUUCAUGUUGUAAGACGUAAUAAGGGACAACAUUUGGAUCAAAAUAAGGUCAACCUAGCUGAUGAAGUUCAUCGGACAUUUGUUUUUCCAGAAACUCAAUUCAUGGCUGUGACAGCAUAUCAGAAUCAGUUGAUAACCAAAUUGAAAAUCGAGAAGAAUCCAUUUGCCAAAGGCUUCCGUGAUCCAAGUGGGAGGUCUCCUGAGUAUGAACCAGAUUCAAGGCCAGAUCUACCUCUGAUAAUGCCCAUGUACAAUCCGAUGAUAUUCCAGCAAGCUCUUCUUAGCCAAUAUUACCUCAAAGCAGCCGCUGCUAGGGUGAUGCCAUCGUUGAAUCCGUCGGUGCUCUCACAUGUUCUACUCUCCCAACUCCCUCCGGUGCCGAACUCAUCGGACAUCCCCCUGGCGAACAUCAACCACUCACCUGCCAAAUCGGAGAGCUUACCCAUCUAG